ACUGUCAAGAGCAGCGGAAAUGCGUUGCCAAGAUAAUCGAGCCUGGCAUCAAAAAUCGGAGAUGGAGUGUGGUUAACCAUUCCGCAGCACCAGUGCAGUUUCAUGGAUGCAUGUCUUCCAUGCCCCAACACUCGUCUGUGUAGGUCGCAGCAUCUCUCGGAUCCUAAUGGCUUUUCUCAUCUGACGCGCGAGGAUUUCUGGACAACACCUCGACAGAUUUUGUAUUUACUCUAGCAUCACACGUAAGACAUAAACAUGAUUUUUAAAUCAUUCCAUAAGCGGAAAAGACUGGAACAUACGUGCGCAGGAGUGCUAUGGCUGCACACUUCGCUGUGGAUUUUAUGUGCCGUGUCCGGAGAAGAGGAUCACUUCAGCGUGGAGGCUUGGCUGCAGCAGUAUGGCUAUCUCCCCCACACAGAUUCUGGCAUGGCUGCGUUGCGCUCAGCGCAGACCAUGCAUUCAGCCAUUGCUGCCAUGCAACGCCUUUAUGGCCUUAAUGUCACUGGGACACUGAACAGAAACACCAUAAGCUGGAUGAGAAGGCCUCGGUGCGGAGUCCCGGACCAGCUCAGGGACGUGUCCAGCUCCGGCUCCCGGUCCCGCAAGCGGCGCUACGCCCUGACGGGCCAGAAGUGGCAGCAUGCGCACAUCACAUACAGCCUAAAGAAUUUCACACCCAAGGUGGGAAACGAGGAGACCCACGCCGCCAUCCGCCGGGCGUUCGACGUGUGGCAGGGCGUGACGCCGCUGCGCUUCGAGGCCGUGCCGUACAGCGCUCUGGAGAGCGGCAGGCGAGAGGUGGACAUCACCAUCAUCUUCGCCUCAGGUUUCCAUGGCGACAGCUCCCCCUUCGACGGCGAGGGGGGCUUCCUGGCUCACGCCUACUUCCCAGGCCCUGGCAUCGGCGGGGACACCCACUUUGACUCGGACGAGCCCUGGACCCUUGGCAACCCUAACCACGAUGGCAAUGACCUCUUCCUGGUGGCAGUGCAUGAGUUGGGCCAUGCUCUUGGACUGGAACACUCCAACGACCCCACUGCCAUCAUGGCUCCUUUCUAUCAGUACAUGGACACAGAGAGCUUCAAGCUACCGCAUGAUGAUCUACAAGGCAUUCAGAAGAUCUAUGGUCCUCCGGACAAGAACCCCCAGCCCACCAGGCUGCUGACCACAGCAGCACCUCCACGCCAGCUGCCGCCCUCGGACCCUCGCAAGCCCGACCGCCAGAGCCGACCCCACCGGCCCCCGCAGAAGACGAAGACCACGAACCAAAACUCCAAGCCAAAUAUCUGCGAUGGUGGAUUCAACACCCUAGCCAUCCUGAGAAAGGAACUGUUCGUUUUUAAGGACCAGUGGUUCUGGAGGGUGCGAGAUAACUCUGUGGUGCCGGGCUAUCCAAUGCAGAUCAAUUACUUCUGGAGAGGACUGCCUCCCAAGAUUGAUGCAGUCUAUGAGAACAGCGAAGGGAAGUUUGUUUUCUUCAAAGGGAACCGCUUCUGGGUAUUUAAAGACACCACCCUGCAGCCUACGUAUCCUAAGGAUAUCUCCCUGUUUGGCUCUGGCAUGCCCACUCAGAGCAUCGAGACGGCCGUCUGGUGGGAGGAGCCUGCUAAGACGUACUUCUUCAAAGGAGACAGAUACUGGAGAUAUAACGAGGAAUUGAGGACCAUGGAUCCUGGUUACCCCAAACCCAUUACUGUUUGGAAGGGUAUCCCAGAAUCCCCACAGGGCGCCUUUGUGGACAAAGCAAGUGGAUUCACGUAUUUCUAUAAGGGGAAGGAGUACUGGAAGUUCAACAACGAGAGGCUGCGAGUAGAGCCGGGCUACCCGCGCUCCGUCCUGCGCGACUUCAUGGGCUGCGACCACAUCCCCAUCGACCCGGACACGGACUGGGCGCCGCCGCCGCCGCACCAGGAGGAGCACCAGUACGACCCCGAGGACAUGGACAUCAUCGUCAAGCUGGAGAGCGCGGCGGGCGGCACGGAGAAGGCGGUGGCCAUCGCCAUCCCCUGCAUCCUGGCGCUGUGCAUGAUGGUGCUCCUCUACACGGUGUUCCGCUUCAAGAGGAAGGACACCCAGCGCCACAUACUGUACUGCAAGCGCUCCAUGCAGGAGUGGGUGUGAGAGCGGGACGGCUGCGCCACGCGGAGGAGCAGAGUUGUCCAUCAAGU
Molecule: messenger RNA, 2168 nt
Organism: Sardina pilchardus (European sardine)
Lineage: Eukaryota; Metazoa; Chordata; Actinopteri; Clupeiformes; Clupeidae
Gene: mmp16b
Product: matrix metallopeptidase 16b (membrane-inserted)
Exons: 10
Coding region: 256-2121 (621 amino acids)
Biological process (GO): proteolysis; extracellular matrix organization; skeletal system development
Cellular component (GO): extracellular matrix; plasma membrane
Molecular function (GO): metalloendopeptidase activity; zinc ion binding
Source: RefSeq, a predicted model, not a curated record